CCGUGUGGAGGGAAAGCAAAAGGCUAAGGCGUUGCUGGAAUAAACACUUACAAUGCUCAAGGAGGUUUGAGCGGCUUACCUGAGAAGGGCUGCUGGACGCCAGCAUGUACUCCCAGCCGGCCAGAUUGCCAGCUCAGACGCUGCCUAUCAACAGUCAGUACAUGGCGCCUACGUAUGACUUUGCGACCUACCAUCACAUGCCGGGAGUCUCAGAUCCACCUGGAAGCGCUUGGAAUCCCGUUUACCGCGAGGAUUAUUCCUUCAGCUUCCCGGGUUCAAGCCCUAGCACAGGGCAAGUGAACUUCAACUCAACAGAGCUGGGUAGCAUGCCCACCGCCCCGGGAGGAGGAGGCCUCAACCCCUACAACCUUUUCCCAGGUCAGGACCCCUUUGGCCCCCGGAGGAGACCCCAAGAGCCCACAAAGCUGAACGCACCGGCAGCAGGAAAGACUCGCACAAAGGAGAAAUACAGAGUUGUCUACACGGACCACCAGCGGCAGGAGCUGGAGAAUGAAUUUCAAUUCAACCGCUACAUUACAAUGAGGCGCAAAUCUGAGCUGUCCUUGGCAUUGAACCUCUCCGAAAGACAGGUGAAGAUCUGGUUUCAGAAUAGACGUGCUAAAGAGAGGAAAAUAAACAAGAAGAAGCUGCAAGAUUCCCAGCAGCCCUCCACAUCCACAUCCACCCCACCUGUGCCCACUGGAUCCACUGAGAGCCACAAUGCAACAAGCCCGGGCAGCAAUAUUCUGUCCAAUGCCAUGUCAGAAGAAUACAAGAUUGAGUUCAUGUGACUGAAAAGUUUCCUGUUGUUUUAUUUUUAAUUUUUUUUAACAAAACGCAAGAAGUGAUCACUGAAUUACUGGAAUUAUGCACUGUGAGCAAUUCACCGGAUGAACUAUUUCCGACAGCUUUAAACUGUGAAAUGAUCACGAAGAAAUGAAGAAAAGCUAAAAAUUGUGCUUAACCAUGUUUGUAUAUAAGCUCAUAUAUUGUUUUGGCAAAGACUUUCUUUUAAAUAUGUAACAAUGUGAAUUGCACUUGAGGACAAAAAAAGACUUGACGCCAAGGGCGUAGGUUUGCAUUGGGAUGGUAGAGACACAACACUACCAACUUUUCAAGAUGCUCAAAUUGUCCCCAUCAACUUUUAAGCAACUUAUUUGCAUUAUAUAAUGAAUUCGGUUACAUAGGGCAUUUAGUCUUCCCAUAUGUUGUAGGGAUAAAAUUGACCCCACCAUUGUUAAGUUAAUUACUUUCAUUUAUUCAGACUUACAUUUUCACUUGCUGAAUGUGCCAGUCAAACACAUUUGAUGGCUGAUGACUUGACCCCCCACCACACACACACAGGCAAUAACAGCCCCGACAUAAAUACAACAUGCCGCUUCCUCCGCCCUCUUCAAAGACAAGGAAUAUUAUACGUUUUUUUCCGCCAGCAGCGGCAACUGUAACUAUUGUAAAAAGAAGUCAAAGUUGUGGAGGUGGGGAACACACCAAUAAUUUUUCUACUGAAAGACCGACCGGCAUCAGAGUUUGCAUAACAUAAAUCUGUGUGAAUUUCCCAAACUCAAGUAGGAAUCUGCUUUGAGAGAAAUAUCUUCCUUCAUGUGUUCUCUAUUGUUAACGCUAAUUAAACUGUAAGAAAUGUACUGAACCAAGGUUUAAACCCUUCUCCCCAGUUUUUAUUUUAACACUCAAAGCAAGAU
Corythoichthys intestinalis (scribbled pipefish) is the source of this 1700-nucleotide messenger RNA. RefSeq names its product caudal type homeobox 1a (gene cdx1a). The coding region runs from base 105 to 791 and encodes 228 amino acids. NCBI's taxonomy places the organism in Eukaryota, Metazoa, Chordata, Actinopteri, Syngnathiformes, Syngnathidae. The record is from RefSeq and is a predicted model, not a curated record. Gene Ontology annotation, molecular function: DNA-binding transcription factor activity, RNA polymerase II-specific; RNA polymerase II transcription regulatory region sequence-specific DNA binding. Gene Ontology annotation, cellular component: nucleus. The transcript has 3 exons. Gene Ontology annotation, biological process: embryo development; animal organ morphogenesis; regulation of transcription by RNA polymerase II.